Messenger RNA from Rubroshorea leprosula, 383 nucleotides. NCBI's taxonomy places the organism in Eukaryota, Viridiplantae, Streptophyta, Magnoliopsida, Malvales, Dipterocarpaceae. The record is from the annotation of a GenBank genome assembly.
CAAUUCCACUUUCUGUUUUCCAUCUUACGUUCUAAAUUGGCUCCUUAACUGAUGAAAAGUGGAUGCUCUUAAUGCCUGGAAAAUCAAAGUUGGCGGAUCCCUACAAUGUCCUUCAGAGCUGGGAUCCAACCCUAUUCAACCCCUGCACCUGGCUCCACAUAACAUGCAACAGUAACAACAGUGUCACAUGGGUGUACGGACCUGGGAAAUGCUAGAUUAUCAGGAGUUCUUGUCCCGGAGCUCGGCCUUCUCUCCAAUCUUGAAUUUUUGUAGGACCGUCUUCUAUUUUAUUUUUGUUUCUUUUGUGUAUCUAAGUUAACUACUUUUAACGUUCUUAAAUGAGAAAAUCCAACGUAAGGAAGAAAUAAACUAAGUUAUUUCAC